Molecule: messenger RNA, 3360 nt
Organism: Colletes gigas
Lineage: Eukaryota; Metazoa; Arthropoda; Insecta; Hymenoptera; Colletidae
Gene: PPP1R15
Exons: 3
Coding region: 299-2119 (606 amino acids)
Biological process (GO): response to endoplasmic reticulum stress
Cellular component (GO): protein phosphatase type 1 complex; endoplasmic reticulum
Molecular function (GO): protein phosphatase regulator activity
Source: RefSeq, a predicted model, not a curated record
UGCUUGAAAAUUGUUCUCGAAAUGUGUGCUGUAAUAAUGUGUCGUUUUACAAUGGAAUCCUUUGAAAUUAUUGAAAAAUCAAAGCGAAGUAUCGUACCCGAAGCAACAAGAUUUAUUAAAAAUUCUUUGUUCAAGGAUAACAAGUGCGUUACAGUAAAGAAUCAGCCUUCGUAUUGCAAGCAAGAUUGUCUACGUGAUUGCGGUUGUCACGGUUGUGGAGGCUAUAAUUGUUCGCAACGUAGAAGAUUUACGAGAACUAAGGGAAGUGCUAAAGGAAUAUCAAUGUGUUGAAUAAGGUAUGCAUGUAAUUUCAAAAUAUGCAACUCCUCAAAAUUUGGAUUCUUUGUCUGAGUUUAAUAUUUCAAGUUCAACAAUACCCCCUGCUUCCAUACUUGAUGUCUCUUCUAUGCAGCAUCUGCCUUUGAAAUUAACAAUGGAAAAAAUCUUUUCAAUGAACAACAAUACAUUAAACAUGGAGAAUAAUAUAUCAAGCCCAAAGAAAGAGAACAUGCUCCAUAGCGUGUUCAAUGCUUUCAACACGAUAUGGGAACGAUUUUCCAAAGUGUCUGGUUCCUUUAUGGCAAGCGUCAAUCAUCCAUUAUCAGUAACAGUUGUUCAUAAUGAAGGUAUAAUUUCGCACGAAUUUUUUAAAAAUUUGACAACUAAAAGGGAGAUUUUGAACACUGAUAAUGUAUACAUUCAAGGCACACAAAUAAAGGAAUCUUUAAAUGUUAUUGAAAGUAUUCAUCACGAUAUAUUUGAUGAAAAGAAACCUUAUGAAAGCAGAAUUUCUAAUGAAAAUAUAAAGGAAAAAUUAAAUUACAAUUACAAAUGCAAUGAGAAGAAAAACAACGAUGUUAAAAGAUCUGAUAAAAAUGUAUCUGUUAUUACAGAAAAUAGUAAAAGUAAUUCAAUCGAUUGUAAUUACUUAUUAUCAACAGAAGAGUCGAACGAAAUGCUGGCAGAUACUUGUUUAUAUAUAAAUAGAAACAAACUGCUCGUUGGAAAUAAUUUCCAUAAUUAUGCAAAUAUUUCCAAUGAAAGUACAUUUACAAACAAGCAAGUUUCUCAUUGCAUUAAUGAUAACGUGAACGUAAAAACAACGGAGGAAGAAUCUUUUUCAUCGACAUCCAGUUCAAGCAUAGUAAGCGUCGAGUCGAACAAACAGAUUACAGUAUCAAAUAUGUUGACGGAUAUGUGGCAUAAAGUUUGCGACCGUGUGACAGAUCGGUUCUAUAAAACAGAUUUAAUUGAAUCAGAUAUAUCGAUGAAAGGAUCACUUUCGCCGAAACAACGGCGGAAACUUAACACUAUAACAAAGGGCAGAGGUCGAGGCCGAGCGAGAUCGCAGCUGAGACGCUCUGGUGUAAGUCAAACUAGACACAGAAAGGAGCGCGCUAAGCAUGAUUUAGAAGUAGACAUUGAGAAUGAUUUAAAAAGUUGGCAAGAAUUUGAGAUGUAUCAUACAAUAGAAAACAAAGAAUUAGAAGACUGUUUUAGAUUAGAUGAAGACAUGAUGGACACAGUAGAUGGAAAUAGUUCUAUAUCAUAUACAUUUGCUGAUGUGGAACCUAAAGUUCAGAAGCAAAAGAUAUACAAGAUGGUUGAUCAAGACAUAUCUAAAUUUUCCACAAAAAUGAGACGCAUGCCUGAGUGCAGGGAAGGGAUAAAUGCAUUUCAUGAAGAUUGUGCUGAGAGUAGAUACAAUUCAAAGAGAAAGACCUUUCGACCACGUCUAAUAUCAGAAAGUUCGAUUAACUCGGAAGAUAGUUACUGUAUCGUAUUUGAAGCAGAAUCUGAAGUAACUUGCAGAAGUGAUCUUGAGGACAGCGAUGAAAGUGAUAUGGAUGAAACCAGCGAAGAAGAAGAUAAAUGCAACGAUAAAGAAUCUGUAUUUCCCGUUCAAAAAGUAAAGUUUAAUUUAAAGCCAAUUGUUCACACAAUGGUACAUUGGGACUAUGCAUACCGUGCUGCUAGAAGAGGACCAUGGGAGGAAAUGGCUAGAGAUAGAGAACGAUUUAAAGGUCGUAUAAAUUGCAUAGAACGUGUUCUUAAUCCCAUAUUGUCUAACCAACAUCGAACUCACAUUUGGCAAGAACGAUUUGCAAUUACCGAAUGAAACUUGUAUUUGCGAUACUUGUAACGUAAUUCUGUUAUUAAGGGUUAACGGUAUGCGCUGUAGCAGAAGAGAUGAUGUAUUAUAGUAAGAGGAUAUGUAUUAUUACAGUAGGGGUGUUCAACCUAACUGUAUAAUAUGUCUUCCUGGAUGACAACAGAGGCUGUGAAUAAAUAGCGUAGAACAUUUGUUUUAAGAUAUUUUUCAUUACAAUAGUACAAGUAAAUUUGUCAUUGUUUGUGCUAUAAUAUUGUCUCUUAGACGUUAAAUAUUUGUCUUCGUUAAAAAUUUUUAAAAGUAUAAGCUUUAGAUUCUUGCCAAUGGCCAUUACUUGUAAGCGCAUCAGAAAAUGACAAGGCUUACUUUAUGCACUACAUGAAUUAUAUUAAAUGAUAAAUAUGAUUGUAAAAUGGUAAAGUAUUUUUUAUGGCCGUAAUAGUAGCAAUUAUAUUAGUAAUAAUUAAUUUGAUUAUAUUUUAUCAAAGAAAGAUAAAAACAUCAUAUUGUAUCACUUAAUAUGAUUUAAACUGUGUCAUUGUAAAUAUAACGUAUUUAACGAAUAUUUAACAAAUAUUUUUGCAAAGUAGUUGUAUACAAGAUCUGUUCAAAUAUUUCUGUAGUACAUAUAUACAUUAUUAGAUAAAUUAUAUCAUUUUACUUAACUAAUAUAUUAAAUAUGGACAAGUUAUUAAUGCACUAGUCAUUAAAUCUGAAUAAAUUAACAAUUUUUUUUUUAAUAUAUUGAAGGAAGUUUAGUGGAAGGUGUUAAUUAUUCAUAUUUCUCUUGUUUAAUAUGUGCCAUCAUCUCUUCUUCUAUACACUUGUUUUAUGCCAAAACGGAAAUCUUUUCAUCAUAAAUUUUCAACGAUUAAAUAAAUUGUAGAAUAUGUGCACUCUACAAAUACACGAAUUAGAAUUAUAUAAUUUAAACUACGCAUGUUUAAGACAUUUCCAUUGCAUAUAGUACAUGUUAGGUUUUGUAUGAAACAAUUUAAAUAUACCCUCUUUGCAUUAACAAUUUACAGUGAGAUAAAAUUAAGUGGAUAUUAUGUGAUAAAUUGUACCAACGUAUUUUGCAAUGAACAUCAUAGAUUGCAAUCAAAAUUGUAUGAUAAAAUUUUUUAUACAAAUAUUAACAUACUUCAAACAUGCCUUUAAUGCGAGACAUAUGUCUAUAUUAGGUAAAGAUAUUUGAGAUAUUUUCUUUUACUUAAAAAAUUUCUUAUUAUGACAUCUAACUAAAA